Molecule: messenger RNA, 615 nt
Organism: Zychaea mexicana
Lineage: Eukaryota; Fungi; Mucoromycota; Mucoromycetes; Mucorales; Lichtheimiaceae
Exons: 1
Coding region: 44-466 (140 amino acids)
Molecular function (GO): protein binding
Source: RefSeq, a predicted model, not a curated record
UAUUCAGCAGCAGCAGCAGCAGCCUAUUCAGCAGGAUCAGCCAAUGAUACAGGAACUGCAACAACAACAACAACAGCAGCAGCAAGAGCAAGCAGCAGCGGCAGCAGGCGGAGCGGGUGAUUACCAAGCGAUUGGUAUAUUCACGGUGGUAGCAGGCUACAUGCCGGCUUUGAGCGAUGAAAUACAAGUUCGGCCGGGCGAUCAAGUGCAGAUGUUUGUGGAGUACGACGAUGGAUGGUGUCUGGGCGCCAACUUGACAACAGGUCAACAACGUGGUGUGUUCCCUAAGCAUUGUAUUUCGCCGCCGCCUACUCCGACCGCGACCGAUCCACUCGCAGUACAGCAGCAGCAGCAACAACAACUACAGCAACAGCCCGUUGGAGCAGCUGGCAAUCAGCUUUCGGUAAUGGAACUAAAACACCAGAGCAAGCGGGUCAGCUCUUUGUACAGUAACCCUCCUCAGUAGAGUAAAAAAACCACACACAACUUCCUCUCGUUCUCCCUAGCCAUUCCCACUCUUUCUUUGUGUGCGUCUCUUCUAUCCGUGCGUGCAUCCUUGCUGUUCGUGUUGUUGUGUUUCUCACCGUUUUCAUUCUCUCUCUCUCUCUCUUCAUU